GAAAAAAAGAAAAAAAGUAGUGAGGAGUCCCUGAUACAAGAGUAUGAUGAUGUCUUCCUCCCUCCUGUGGCAGAAGUGUCUUCUCAAGCCAGUAAAGUGCAAGUGGAACAUCCUGGAGAAUUUACAGAAAUUCGUCUCAGUGAUGAAGCAGAGGAUGGAAAAAGUGUAAAUGCUGUGUGUGACAUUCCCCACAGUCAUUUAACUUCAGUAAAUGAAGGGACUUCGACAGUGGCUCUAGAGCCUUCCCCAGAUGCAGAAGAAUUCAAAACCUAUCCUUCCCAUGAGGAAUGUGGGGGGGAUGUUGAGAAGAGUGGAAAAAGCAAGUCGGACAAACCUCACAGCUCUGUGGAGGUGGUUGCUAGUGGAUCAGGAAAUCCUGAUUUAUUGAGUAGUACCUUUCAUUCCAGUGCUGCUGGCUCUCAGGCAGCAGUGAGCUUUGUACAGGACAAAGAAACAGAAAAUGCACAAGAUAUUAAAAAUCCUCUUGUCUGUUCUUCAGAGAAGCUUCCUCUUAGUAUCUCACAGCUCUCUGAAAAAUCCAAAAUGCGUAUUCAGCGUCCAGGAUUGAAAUCAAUUUAUCCAGACUUGUCUGUUGAAUUAUCCUAUGAGAGACCAACCGUAAUAGCAGUUAAACCUCUGUUGCACAAUGAAAGGCUGUAUCCAGAGCUCCCGACUGAGCCAGAACUGGUGCCAUUUACCAGAGAACAACUGAAAAUUUUUGAGCCAUGUUCAUGGUUGGAGAACGUUGACUCGUACGUGGAGGAAUUUGAAAGUGUUGCUCAUCAGGAGAGGCAUGAAUUUUAUGAACUCCUCCUGAACUACAUGCGCUGCAGGAAGCAGGUGUUGCUGGCUGAGGCAGAGCUGCAGACUAUGACCACAGACUGCCAAAAUGUGAAGGGGAGAUUAUGGACUUUUAAAGAAGAACAGAAAACUGUGCAGGGUGUCUGUGCGGAUCAGUGCAAAGUGACAGGUCACCAUCGCUACCAGACAGUGAAGCUGAAUGAAAGCGUGCUGGGAGAGCUGAAAAAGCUGUUGGAAGCCAAAGCAGAGCACGUGCAUCAGACACUGGCACUGCACUUGUACACUUCGGUGUUGUCCCGCUUGCAAGUGGAGUCAUACGUCUACAGGUUGCUCAGCAGCUCGUCCCUGCUGAGAUCGGUGGCUCUUCAGCAGCAAGAACAAGUUUCAAAGCAGUCAGAAAAUCUUUCUUCAGACUUGGGCCACUUGAAGGAAUGUAUCAGCGUCCUUUUCAGCUUCACACGCAGAGUUAUUGAAGAUCCUCAGUUUCAGAGUGACCUUCUCAUGUGGCUGCAGAGACUGGUGGCAGUGUUGCAAAGAAUUGGCUGUCCAGGUGACCAUCUGUUCCUCUUCAACCACAUCCUUCGGUGUCCGGCUGGGAUCAGCGAAUGGGCUGUUCCGUUCAUUCAGAUCAAAGUCUUGGAUAACCCCUCAGGUGUCUUUCAUUUCAUGCAGUGUCUUGCCUUGCUUAUGUCUCCUGUCAAAAAUCGGGGGGACUUCAUGUGCCAUAUGAAACCGAGUGAAAGGAAAAGUUCCUCUUCAUCUGGGAAAGAAUCUGGAAACUGGACCCUGGUAGAUGAAGGAGGAGAAGAGGAUGAGGAUCCUGAGACAACCUGGAUUCUGCUUUCGGAAGAAGACUUGAUUUCUCUGUUGUCACAGUUUCCAUUUUAUGAACUCUUUCAGCAGUUCCUUGGAUUUAAGUCUGGAGGUGCUUAUUUUCCUGAAAAAACAACUCCUCAGGAGAUGAUGAAGAUUUUUGCUUUUGCAAACUCAUUAGUGGAACUUCUCUCUGUGGGGUUAGAAACAUUUAACAGAGCACGGUACCGACAGUUUGUCAAGCGAAUUGGUCAGCUGAUCAAGAUGACACUUUGUCAUGUGAGUGACCACUGGGCCCAGUACAUCAGCAGCAAUAAACAAUAUGGAUCCGUAGCGCAUCCCUACUCUCUGGAAAAAUUGCAACUGGAGUUCGAUGAGCUGUUUUUCAGAGCUGUUCUACAUGUUCUGAAGGCAAAAAGGUUGGGAGUCUGGUUGUUCAUGUCCGAGAUGCCUUAUGGAACGUUAUCCAGCAACAUGCUUUGGAGGCUCUUCUUUGUCAUGCACUGUGCGGAGAGCGAGCACCUGGAAAAGCUCUGCUCUGCUCUGCAACCUGCUGACUGCAAACAAAGACUCAAAGACCCAGAGCACUUUGAAAAUUUUGAAAAGUAUCUCAAAUCAAUGAACUGCUUGGAAGAAAUUUGUCUCCUCACCACAUUUGCUCAGAUGGCACAAACCAAACGGGCCGAUGUCGAUGAAGAUUUUAUCAAAAUCAUUGUUCUGGAGAUAUAUGAGGUGUCUUAUGUUAGUCUUGCCACAAGAGAGACAUUUUCAAAAGUUGGUCGAGAACUCUUGGGAGCAAUUGCCAGCAUCCAUACACAGAUUAUUUCUGUACUGCUGGAUCGAAUUAGAGAGACCAUUGAGAAAGUUGGGAUGGUUUCUUUAUAUCUGUUUAAAGAACUGCCGUUGUACCUGUGGAAGCCUUCUUCGUCUGAGAUAGCACUGAUUCGUGACUGGUUAUUAAAUUACAGUCUAACGACAGUGGAGAAUAAACUAGCCUGCAUUAUCUUGGAAGGGCUAAACUGGGGAUUUGGUGAGCAUCAGGAUGCUCUUCAUCUGGAUCCAGCUGUCCAUUCUGAAGUUGCGUUGAUGGUCCUGGAAGCAUAUCAGAAAUAUCUCUCCCAGAAACCAUAUGCUGGUCUGCUUUCUGAAAGCAUAAAACAGGUCUCCUACUUAGCCAGCAUUGUUCGUUACGGAGAAACGCCAGAGACUUCCUUUAAUCAGUGGGCAUGGGGUUUGAUUUUGAGGUUAAAGCUUCACAGAAAUGACCGUGGCAUGCAGCACGGCUGGCCUGCAGUCCCAGUGUCUGACAGUGUGCUCGACAUGACGGAGUCAGUCACGCUUCACCCCCUCCUGAAGGCUGUUAAAGCAAACGUCCCCAUCGGCUGUUACCUGGCACUGGCAAUGACCACACUAGGUCACAGCAUUGAGAAGUUCUGUGCUGAAGGGAUCCCUCUUUUGGGUGUACUCGUCCAGUCUAGGUAUCUGAGAACAGUAGUCCACGUGCUGGAUAAAAUUUUACCCUUAUUUUACUCUUGCCAGUAUUAUCUCCUGAAGAAUGAACAGUUUUUAGCUUAUGUUCAACUGUUCCUUCAUCUGGAUAGCGGAGUCCCUCAAGGCGUGACCCAGCAGGUUACACAUAAAGUAACACAGCAUUUGACAGGAGUGAACUAUGGAGAAAAUGUUAAGCUGCUCAGUAGUAUGAUACAGACUCACAUUUUUCUAAGUGACCGGCCAAACGGAGUGGGACCGGCUGCGGUACUGGAGUUCUGGGCUCAGGUCCUCACCAGCCAGCAGCUGUGGCACAGGGACCAGGCGACUCUCUUCUUGCUGGAUGACUUGUGUAGAGCUGCGUUUCAGUACAGUCAAGAGGACUGCGUACAAAAGCUGCUUUACCAACAGCACAAGAAUGCUUUGGGCUAUCAUUGUGACAAGGGUCUGCUGUCUUCGCUUGUUAGCUGGAUUGUGGCAGGCAAUGCGACACCUUCCUUUGUGGAGGGCAAUGCCAGUUCCUCUCAGGUCUGGUUUUCCUGGGUGGUGUUAAAUAUGGAGUCAAUAUUUGAAGAAGAUUCGCAGCUUCGAAGAGUUGUGGAAAGGGAGUUGGUUCUUAAUGCUUUAACUCCUGAUCAAGCUUUGAAGAAAGCACAGACCCAGCUGAAGCUGCCCAUCGUACCUUCCCUUCAGAGGCUCAUGAUUUACCGCUGGGCUCAUCAGGCCCUUGCUACUCCCGCUGGUCACCCUCUCAUGCCACUGAUCUGGCAGAAAUUCUUCCUCCUGUACCUUCACCGACCAGGACCACAAUAUGG
Messenger RNA from Pterocles gutturalis (yellow-throated sandgrouse), 3917 nucleotides. It is a transcript of the gene EPG5, whose product is annotated as ectopic P-granules autophagy protein 5 homolog (C. elegans). Lineage: Eukaryota; Metazoa; Chordata; Aves; Pterocliformes; Pteroclidae. The transcript has 21 exons. The record is from RefSeq and is a predicted model, not a curated record. Gene Ontology annotation, cellular component: cytoplasm. Gene Ontology annotation, biological process: autophagosome maturation. The annotation marks the transcript as partial.